AUGGUGUUACUGAGCCCAUCGAUUGCAGCGUUACGGAAAUUGAUGUGCAUCUGCCAAUCAUACGCGGAAGCCCAUGGUCUCAGAUACAACGCGAAUAAGAGUGAGUUCAUGGUGUUCAAGUCACGUGGUAAAUGCUACUCCCAUGUUCCUCAUGUAACUCUGUGCGGCAUGCGUCUGAAAAAGGUUAGUGCCUUUAAGUAUCUGGGUCACUGGGUGACUGAAGACUUGUGUGACAAUGAGGACAUCGAGAGGGAACGCAGGGCUCUGUCCAUCCGGUGCAAUAUGUUGGCUCGCAGGUUUGCACGUUGUACUACUCAAGUAAAGAUAACAUUAUUCAAGGCGUACUGCCACAAGCUACCACAAGCUGCACGUGUAAAAGGUCUGGACCUUUUACACGUGCAGCUUGUGGACUAA
This is a messenger RNA of Spodoptera litura, 414 nucleotides long. RefSeq lists its product as uncharacterized. Lineage: Eukaryota; Metazoa; Arthropoda; Insecta; Lepidoptera; Noctuidae. The record is from RefSeq and is a predicted model, not a curated record.